Priapulus caudatus is the source of this 3275-nucleotide messenger RNA. RefSeq names its product flagellar attachment zone protein 1-like. Gene Ontology annotation, biological process: centriole-centriole cohesion; protein localization to organelle. Bases 32 to 3142 code for a protein of 1036 amino acids. The record is from RefSeq and is a predicted model, not a curated record. The transcript has 22 exons. Gene Ontology annotation, cellular component: centriole; centrosome. NCBI's taxonomy places the organism in Eukaryota, Metazoa, Priapulida, Priapulimorpha, Priapulimorphida, Priapulidae.
AGGACAAAGCGAUCGGCAGCAGGAGAGUUUGAUGCAAGAGCUUCGUAGCAUGGAGCAAUCAUCGCUGAAAGACCUGAAUGCCAAGCACGAGGCAGCCACAGCUCAACUGAGGAUGGAGAAUCAAGAUCUGAAGGAGCAGUUGGUGGAACUUAGUGCCGAAAACAAGAAGCUGGAGGAGGUGGCCUCUCUUGAUGCCGCCACAAAUCAACGACUGUCGGAGACGGUGUCUGUGCUGGAGCAGGCCUGCCAGCAGAUGGAAGCUGAGCUGGAGACGCGCAGCAAGCUGAAGCUGCAGGAAUUCCCGCGGCUGCUAGCCGAGCAGCAGAGCGAGCAGACGAGCGAAUCGACUGACGAGCAUCCUAUCCUGACAGCAGACCUGAAGAAACUGUUAGAGGAGACACGCACAGUGCUGAAGCACCAAGAGGAGAUGUUUGCUGCUGAGAUUGUCACAUUACAUGAGGAGAUAAAGCAGAAGAAUGAGACAAUCGUGGAUCUGAAGGCAGAGUUACAGGCGAGACAGAACAGCCUGCGUGACCUUGAGACUGAGCUCAAGGUGAAGCGAACCAUCGCCACACAGUGUCAGCUGCAGAGCAGCGAUCACGCAUCUCAGGUGUGUGAGAAUUGCGUUGGCACAGAGAGAGAGGCCACGCGACUGCAGCAGCAAGUAGACAUCCUUCUGAGAAGACUCGCUGCGGAGUCGUCCGCAUCCCCCGCGAAGCAUCAGGAGCGCAGCGAGAUCGAGGAUGAAGUUCUAUCUCUCGUUGAAGCCAUACAGAGCUUUGACACACAGCUGGGAGGAUGGACCGAGCUCAUCCAGUCAAGGAAGGAACGUCGGGGUGGUCGUGGAGAGGAGGUAGACGUGGAGGGGAAGCCUGUCCCCCGGCUGUCUCCUCGUGUCACCGACGGCUUUCGAUAUCUGCAGUCGUCCAUACAGAAACUGGCGGACGAAAAUGAGAGGCUGAAGACAGCACUCCAGCGCCAGGGUCGUCAUGGCAACAAGGAGCUCGAGAUGCUAGAGGGCGAACUGAAGGCUAGCUCGGAGGCACUGAAGAGAAGCCAGGCGUCAGAGAAGGAGCUGGAGCGAUCACGACAGGAGGUGCUGGCUCAGAAGGCAAGCCUCGGCAACAAGGUGAAGAGCCAGGAGAGGAAGCUAAAGGAGGUGUCUGUGGAGAAGGAGCGGCUGGUCAAGCGCAACAAGGGCCUCGAGAAGGAAAACAGGUCUCUCCUGUCACGCUGCAGCAGUCUGAGGAAGCGUGUGAGAUCCCUGCUGACCUACGACGACGAUGAUGAUGACCCCAACGCUGGGGGUCACCGGCGAGCCCGCAGCCUCUCACCGACCCGCGUCAUCUCGUGGUCGCCGUCGGAUUACGACGACGAGCGGGCAGACAGUGGCUCCCUCUACGAGCGUCCAUUAAUCGAGAGGCACCACCUUCGCUCAAAAAGCCUACAUACGACAUCGCGCCUGCGCUUCGGUCGUGAGCGCCCCCUGGUGAGAGCCCCCUCCUCGACGACGGCCGUACGUACUCUUCAGCGGCGAGUGAAGCAGUUGAGGUCGGAAGUCGCGAGACUACGGGACGCGAAGGUGGCAGCACUGCAGACAGCGGCUACGCAGCAGGCGACGGUGGGCGGGCUGCGGACAGAGCUGGCAGCGUGCCAGCAGCAGAAUCGACUCUGCAAGCUGAAGGAGCGCGGUCUCAUGAACGAGGUCGACGCCGCACAGAGAUGCGCUCGGCAGCUGCAGCUAGAGAUGGCGGCCCAGCGCGACGAGCGACCUGACCCCGCCCACACUCCCGACGAGUGGAAGGUCGUCGAGGGACGGCUCAAGUCGUCUACGGCUGAGGUCAGGCGUUUAGCAGUGAUGGGUCGCAGCAUGAAGGCGGAGAAGGAAUCGCAGGAGGGUCAAGUCCGAGACCUUCAAGACAAGCUGAGGCACAUCGAACGGGACAGUGCGAACAAGCGAACGCUGAUCGAGAGCUACAAGGAGCGUUUGCGGCUGGCGCAGGGGAGAGUAAAGGACCUGGAGGACAGGCACGAUAUGGCAAGCUUGGAUGGCAAGCAGGCUUCGGAGGAAAAUGCACGGUUGAAAGUGAAGAUCGAAUCACUGAAGAUGCAGCUGAGCGCAACCCAACAGGAGAGAAAGGUUACGGAGAGGAAGAUGGAGGAGGUCACGUCCCAGCUGAGUGCAGCACAACACGAGAGAAAGGUUACGGAGAGGAAGAUGGAGGAGGUCACGUCCAAACUGAGUGCAGCACAACACGAGAGAAAGCUCACAUCGAGAAAGUUAGAGGAGGUGUACGGUGAGAGUAAGGUGGUGGAGGGUAAUAUGGAGAGGUACAAGGCUGAGUUGUUUGCAGCCCAACACGAGAGAAAGAUGUUGAACGGAGAGCUAGAAGCGAUGAAGACCCAGCUAAGCACAACGCUGUGUGAGAGGAAGGUCGCAGGUGAAAGACUGGAGGAGGGACAGCAUGAGAAGGAAGCUCUAGUAGCAAAGUUGGAGAAGGUGCAACAGGCCCUUCAGCAGCAAGAGAAAGAGGUGUUCCGGCAGCAGGAGCAGUUGCAAGCGGCCCAGGUGGCGUUUGCAUGCACAGCAGAGGCGAGUGCAAAGCAGGCAUCUGACGCUGAGCAGACGUGGCGCCAUCUACAUGCGGACGUGGAAAACGCGAGGACGGUGAUCGACGAAUUUGACAAAUCGAUCAUGCACGUUGUCACAGAGCUGUGUCGGCAGAUGGACGCAAAGAAGGCACGUGAGACAGCGACGGCGUCGCGCGAGACAAGCUCGCUUGAUGCCUCGCUAACGCAGGCCAAGCUGGUGGCCAGCUCCAUACUGGACCUGUCGCUGACUGACAUAGAUCACAUCUUCAACAUGACCACAGAUGAGCAGAGUCCCUCUAGUGGGAGAUGUGGAAGUUGGAGCCAGAAGCUGAGAUCUGUGAUGGCAACUCCACUCUUCUCACAACCGCUGUCUCACCUGCUACUCGACCUGAUCGUGCAGCACACAGCUGACGUAUCUCAAUGUCUCACAACCACUGUCUCAUCUGCUACUCGACCUGAUUCCGUGUGCAGCACACAGCUGACGUAUCUCAAUGUCUCACAACCACUGUCUCAUCUGCUACUCGACCUGAUCCGUGCAGAACACAGCUGACGUGUCUCAAAUGUCUCACAACUAGCUGUCUCACCUGCUACUCGACCUGAUCCGUGCAGCACACAGCUGACGUAUCUCAUGCUCACAACUAGCUGAAAUCCCAACGUCUCACAAUUGACAUAUCUCAAUGUCU